GGCUCGCGGGCAUGUGCCGAUUGAUGCACCGGGACAACGAGGGCCUGAAGGACAGGUUCGAUCAGCUGGCGGCCCUGCGACACGGUGCGGCCCUGGCGGCCCUGCGGAGCGCCGGCCUCUUCCGCGGCUCGGGCGCGGUGGGGCAGGAGCGGCGGGCGGCCUUUGAGCGUUGGGCUGCUGACACCUGGCCCGAGGAGCAGGCGGCGCACCAGGCUGCCAUGGCCGAUGCCAUGACUGUCCUGGCGUACAACUCCUACAGUUCCAAGGGCAAUGAGAACCAGCUGGUCUUCCCGAUGCUCUCCAAGGUGAACCACUCCUGCGCCGGCAACGUUAGCACCAUCGCUGAAGAGGAGGGGGGCCAGCUGAUCUGCCGGCGGCCCAUUUCCCUGGGGGAGGAGCUCUUCACGAGCUACCUCACGGAUUUCGACUUGUUGCGGCCCGUGCCGCACCGCCAGCGGGUGCUGAGGGAGAAGUGGGACUUCGACUGUGCCUGUCCGCGGUGCAAGUCAAACGAGGACGACACGCGCCGCUUCAGCUGCCGCGGCCUGGGCAGGCCGCCCAGUUGGCAGGAAAGCGAGGAAGAGCCGGCAGCCCAGUUGUCUCCGUGCACAGGCAGCCGCGCGGCAGCUUGUUCGGGCCAGCGAGUCCUGCCCUGCGACCUCUGCGGCACGGGCGCAGCUGGCGCGGCUGACGCGGCUGACGCGGAGGCGCCUUCCGCGUGGCUGCGCCGGGAGGAGGAGGGCGAGCAACUGCUAGAGGCGAUGCCCGAAGGGAUGUACGCUGCUUGGGCCAAGAUGGAAGAGUUUUCUACGGCACAUCCCCUGCACGGCCUCUCGGGGCGCUGGAAGUUGCAUUUGGUCUCCCACACCGAACAAGAGCUGGCCGCUGAUGAGGAUGAGGACCUCUCAGAGCUGCUGACUCAGUAUCGGGCUGAGCACCAGAGGUGCCUGGAAGCCAUCCUAGGCCUCGACUCGGUGCGAGAUCGCGCGAGCCAAAAGCGGCACGAUGUGGCUGCCACGUGGAGAGAUUCUCAAGAGACCAUGAUCGUCACCAUCCCGGAGGGCUCUCGGCCUGGCGAUGAGCUCACGAUCACUACGGGCGACGGCCAGGAGAUCACGGUGACGGUGCCGGAGGGCGCCGUGCCCGGGGAGGACCUGGAGAUCCCGGUGCCCAAGGUGGCUACCAAGGACAGCAAGCCCAGUGUAAUGUCAGUUGAUGCGGAUGGCGAGCUCUCCGCGCUGGGCGGCUAUCCGGCGCUCUCCGCGGAUCCGCCCAUUGCCACCUCCUACCAGCUAUCAAAGCCCUCGGGCAUGCCUUCGGUCUCUGAGGGCGGGCCCGACGCGCCGGAGCCGGAGGAUGUGGCGGCGGCACGGCAAGAGGUGGAGGCAGAACUGAGGGCGCGGCAGACCGCCAUGGAUGCUGUGGGCCGCGGGGGCGGGUCUGCAGUGUCGACGCCUGAGACGCAGCUGGGAAUCAAGAAGGACAGGGAUUUUGUGCGGCGGAACCUUCCGAUGAACUUGCAGCAGCAGUACUUGCGGCGAGUGUCCACGCUCCAAGACAUUGUCAACCGGAGCAUCAAGGUGCCGCAGUCGCGGCACGGGCUCUACACUGAGGACCUCCGCGUGCGCGCUGCCACCAUCCGCAUGUCCUGCGGCAUGGAGCCGCCGCAUUUCCGCAUGGCCCUGGAAGAGUCCGCCAAGAGCGGGGCGCGGUGGUCGCAGAUGUUCAGACCAGGCUUCAACGACAUCGUGAAUGAGACCUUCAAAGUCGGGGCCAACGCGUGCAUUUUCAGCAAGACCUACCUCACGAACAAGCUGGAGAGGGAGCAGUUCUUGCGGAUGCACGUGAAGGAUUCCAACGGCAUCCUGUGGUUUGAGCUCCAGCGGAGCCUGGAGAGUAUCUACUACCAGCGGAUGGACUUCGUGGAUGUGCAGAUGUACCACCCCCAGGCCUGGGGCUUCCCGGACUCUGCGAAGAUCGUGACCCCCAACCCCGGGGAGCCGAUAGAUCCCUUCCACGGCUGGUGCGCGCAGAAGAGCAUGGAUUCGGUCACAGAGAUGGAGGAGAAGUCGUCGACUGGGUCGCAGGCCUCGACAAUUCGACCCCUUCCAUGGACCAUCGGCAAGUGA
Messenger RNA from Effrenium voratum, 2129 nucleotides. Lineage: Eukaryota; Dinophyceae; Suessiales; Symbiodiniaceae. The record is from the annotation of a GenBank genome assembly.